Molecule: messenger RNA, 2193 nt
Organism: Penicillium alfredii
Lineage: Eukaryota; Fungi; Ascomycota; Eurotiomycetes; Eurotiales; Aspergillaceae
Exons: 2
Coding region: 1-2193 (730 amino acids)
Source: RefSeq, a predicted model, not a curated record
AUGGAAGACAACGACGAUGACUACUUCUCUGACGACUUCGACGCCCUGCCACCGGGUACGUUGUAUGAACUGGAACAACAUGCCUUUCAGGCCACUCAGGCCUCGGCCACACAGCACGAUGCUCAACCGGUGCAAAACGAGCGGACUGUUCAGAACCAGGCGACCCUGAAGCCUCCACCUCGCCUACACACCGGAUUAACAAACGAGUAUGACACACUGGAAGUGGGGGAGUUGGAGGCUGAGGUGCACGACAAUGCGGUUAUGACCUCAGCCUUGCCGCCGGGUCAUCAUGUCAUGGCCGAGGAUAGUGGAUGGACUAUCAACGGCGGAAUGGAGGAUCCCAUGGAUGUGGACGACGAAUCCGGCCAAUUACACGCCUACAGUGAAUUCCAUGCACGCCUUGAGCAGUUGGCACAGGAAAAGGAGCAGAUGCAGCGAGAGCUGGCUGCAGCCAAAGCACAAGCCGAAACAAAGGCCGGCGAGAUCGCUAUAAUCCGAUCUAAACAAACGAGAAUGACCCAAGACUAUGACCGGCAACUGGCAACGUUGCGGAAAGCCAUGGCCGACGAAACAGCCAAGCAUAAAGAACAGGUGGAGGCAGCCAUGUCUGAAGGGAAGAUGCUGGCAACAGAAAACAUAUUCCUUCAACAAGACCUCGUGGAAGAAACUUACCAGCUCCGCAACUAUAAAGCGAAACAAAAGACUGACAAAGCGCCACCUGUCACCCCCCGGAAGUCCCGAGCGCUCCCCUUCCGUGAUGGAUUUGACGACGAGGAGAUUGCUGUUCAGUCGCCCAGCAAGUCCGCGACACGCUCUAGACGAGUCACGCCAACAGUGCCCGGAAAGCGGAAGCGACAAGCAAGCCAUGAUAACCCAACACCGUUACAACUAAGCCCUGUAGGGGAGCUUGUGAUGGGUGAUGCCCCCGAUGGCCCCGAAAUUAUUGCCGAUGAAGAUCGCAGAUCGCCAGGAGCUGCCAGCCGCGACCAGCGGUUGAUGAAACGACUUUUGAAUCACCGCAUGAUUCCUGACCAGGAGACCGAUCUCGAGGCGAUGGCCAAGCUGUCUUUCCCCUCGGCUCCGCGUCGACCUAUAUCCAGUUUCAUCAUGGAUGAAAUCGCUCAUCUUGAAACGGGUUGCUUUGUAUUAGACUAUACGCAAACAGUCGGAUCGCUAUGGCAGCGAGCGUUGACAGAGCGCUUCUAUGAACCCGUUCCUCGAUUUGCAGCUAUUGUUCGAUAUGUCUUGACGCUAGAUGACGCCCCGCUGCCUGAAAUUAUGACUUCUUUACUGGGAGUGUUGCAAGACUCGGUUGAGGUCAAUGCUGUUCCGAGGUUUCGAUACUCCCCAGCUGCUCGGGAAAAGGCACGGGUGCUCCGACAGACACCACAGUCUGACUUGCAACCGCGAGUUGAUUCAACGGAGGCCCUUCGCCUGCUCUACUAUAUUGCGUGUGAAACUCUCCACCUCAAAAGCGCCCUCGAAAGUUUCUGGCGGCAGAUCCGACAUACGUUUAUUCUCGUGAUGCUGCACGGUUCGCAGCCGCUCAAGGACAUCGUGCUCAUUUUGAACCUGUUGUCGACCAGCAUCCGCCCCGACUCAUUCGGCCCGAUUAUGCCCUCUGAUGAGAACCAGGCCGACGUGCAGAAGUGGAUCAUCGACCGUUUGACAUUCAUGCUAAGCGAGUCAGCGCAGCCAGACGAGGGCAUCGAGCCUUACACUCCGUACGAUAUCUGCGCGAUGCGACUCGAAGUCUUGCUGCUUCUGGAAGCCCUGGCAUUUAACCCUGUGGCCCCCUCGCGGGAGCACGGAAGCGCCAUUAUUGCAGCGCAUUCGAAUGCUCUCGCUCGCCUGUUUCGCUCCAUGCAUGACGAAAUUGACGCACUGUACUCGUCCCCACCCGAGCAGGACCUGCGUGUUUCCUUGGUCAACGGGUUGAUGCGGUUGAUAUUCGGGGUCAUGCGCCGUCACGGGCCUUCUAUCAACAUGCAAGAGAAGUUGGCAUGUGUUCCUGGCAGCAAGCAAAAACAUCUCGUGGUUCUCACUCGACUGGCAUUCUGUGAUGGGUCUGUGCUCGAGGCUGGCAUUGACGACGAGACCGUCGACAUGGCCCACGAGUUGCUGGAAGAGUGGACCAACCCUCAAGAGGCGGAGGCGCUGGCAGAGGCGUUCCCCAGUUCCCGAAGGGAAUGA